This is a messenger RNA of Cuculus canorus (common cuckoo), 5678 nucleotides long. RefSeq names its product zinc finger RANBP2-type containing 3 (gene ZRANB3). The transcript has 21 exons. Lineage: Eukaryota; Metazoa; Chordata; Aves; Cuculiformes; Cuculidae. Gene Ontology annotation, cellular component: nuclear replication fork. Gene Ontology annotation, biological process: replication fork processing; DNA repair. Gene Ontology annotation, molecular function: zinc ion binding; nucleic acid binding; ATP-dependent chromatin remodeler activity. Bases 2356 to 5649 code for a protein of 1097 amino acids. The record is from RefSeq and is a predicted model, not a curated record.
UAUAAUUAUCACUUUAGCAAAUCAAUAGAAGACAUUUUGGUGAAAUUAAUUGCUUUCUCUGGUUUGUUUCAUCACUGUUCAUUCUGAUUUUCUAUACAACCAAAAUAAAUCUUUCGUAGGGUUAAUAUACCUUUCAUAAUGCCUUCUGAAGCUUUGGCUAUCAUAAAAUAGUGCUGCAAGUGUUAAUGCAGACUGUACAUGGAUUCUUAUCACUGCUGUUUAGUCAGAAAUGAUGACAGAUCUUUGAUUCUUCAGGGUAUGAUCCUUUGUGUGAUCAUUAAAAAGCACAUAUUUACAGUAAUCUAAGUAAACUUAAAGGGUUUGGGGAAAAACUAGGUAAGUGUUGCUUUUAAAGAAAAAAUCUGAGCUCUUAAAGCUUCUUUCUGAAGUGCAUGUUCUUAGGUAAUCAUAUCUUUAGCACCAAAUAUUUCACCUGAGGUGAUUUUCUUACUUUCCAUGAGCUCCAAAGUAAUCAGUUACAGGAGCUGUAGGUUAUAUGUGCGCAGCAGAUGGCAAGGCACAUCUUUGAAAGUUUGUAGUCCAUGUUAAAAUAGUAACAUAGAUAAGGUAAAUGCAAAGGACUGGAGCAUGAAGUUGAUAAUGAGGAGAAUAUUUGGGUAAUGUGACUAAGCACAUUAUUUCACCUUUCCAGGGAGCAAUGUGUGAAAGGUUUAGUAAUGCACAACAUGUUGCUGGCUUGUAUUGUGCUCACAGUAGUUGUUACAUAUGUUUUUAUACUAGACAUUGUUCACUGGAUGUGGACUUCUUUAAUUAUUCAUGUCUUCUGUUAUUAUUAAGCAUUAAGUUCUUUAAUUAUUCACCACAAGGAAAAAAUAUAAACAAACCAUUGUACAUAUACUGGUAGAUAGUGCUUUCUGUGUUGCUGUGCUGCUUUUUUAAGAUAGAUCUGCAUCAUCAGUUUUAACCUUAUUAGUGACUGAUGCAGAAACAUGUUUUAUGGUAGUAUUGCUAUGUACCGAUGAAUCAUACGUGCCGCCUCAAAUUCAGAUUUGUGCUUCUGAAAAAGCAUGAUUUUUAUUCAGUGCUUCUGUGAAAGAAUCUUGUCAUAAGAGAGUUCAACAGACAGUUAAUUAUGUUAACUUUUCAUUCUCAUAUUGUCACUAACAAAAAGCUGUAUUGCAAGCUGAUAGAAGUAUAUAAUUUUCUCUGCUUUUACAGAAUAGAAAACCAUCGCAGAAGAUGAGUCAGAAAUUUUCUUUAGGGGUGAAUCACAGAACUGAGUGUCGAACGGGUUUGUUGGGUCCACCAAUUCCUGCAGCACGCUUGUUUAAGGCUGGCUGUACAGAAAUGUUUACUGGUUGUUUUUUUUGCUAGCAGUCUUGAAGUACCUGAAUCAACUUUUAAAGGAAAAAAAAAAACAACAAACCUUUCUGGAAAAUAGUGUGACGUUGAAGUGAUUAUGACUCUCCCAACAAUUAGAGCUGAAACACUUCUUUUGGCUCAGCUGAGAGAUGAAGUGGGUAUUUAGCAGAGCUUUUUGUCUUUUCUGUGAAAUGCAUCCCUUGGGGUGUACAGGAGAAGGCAGAGGCUUUCCUCCUCCUGUUAACAAAUGUUAAGUGACAGACAUGCAUCAGAGCGCCUUGAUACAGAUCAUUAUCCUUGUAUCCGCUGUUGAAUGUUCCAGAAGCCCCAGUAAGAGUGGUGUUUCUUUAAAGAAUCCAUGUAUAAAAAUGAGGGGGAAAAAAAGCCAUAGUUGAUAAUGAAGUCAUGCUUUGAUGAUAUAGAAUGUCUGGUUUGCAGAAGAAAUGCAUGUAUCCUUUCUCUACAGCUGGUUAUUUCAUUGAUGUUCAAGUAGUAUCGCUCUUAAUCUUUGGAUAGGUUAGGUUCUAGAAGGUCGUUAGCCAGAAGUCUGUAUCAGGCGGAGGUGUAGCAGCACUGGGCUUGUCUCUGGUUAGAUUAGUACCUUGAGGGCAUGACUUGAUAGGAAUCUAGGGAGAAAAUAUCCUGUCUUUCUGCUGCUAGAACCAGACUUACCUGAGAAUUGGGCUUUCUGUACCUUGAUCGUGCUGUUAGGAGCACAAUUGUAGUCUCUCUCCAGCUGUGGAGUUCUUCUUGCUGUGUAAAUCACUUGCACUCAUCCACUGUCUAAUAUCAGGUGUUCACACUGUUGAAUUAGAUGUUUUUGACACCUGAGUUGAAACCAUGUUCAUAUAGAAGUCCUUAAGUGUAUGUAUACAUGCACACACCUCUAUGCUUCCAGUUAGAAUUGUUUUUUCUAUACAUGGACGAUAAUAUUUCUAGGGCUUUGUAUGCGGGACAAAGGCUAACUUACAAGAACAUGCUGCUUAAAAUAGAAUCUCUAGCAGGUUCAUCAUAGCUUGUGCAUUCCAGAAAAUGAAUACACCUGAAUCGCCUUCCUCAGAAAAUGUUGAUGCUAAGCUGUCCUUUCUACCAGAAAGACUGAGAAAGAAACUGCUUGCUUUUCAGGAGAAAGGCAUCAUAUUUGCACUUCAGAGACAUGGCAGGUGCAUGAUUGCUGAUGAGAUGGGGCUAGGUAAAACAAUUCAAGCAAUUGCCAUUUCCUAUUACUAUAAAAGCGAAUGGCCUCUCUUAAUCGUAGUGCCUUCAUCUCUGAGAUACCCUUGGGUUGAAGAGAUGGAGAAGUGGAUUCCAGAACUCUCUCCGGAUGAUAUUAGCAUCAUUCAGAACAAAACUGAUACUGGGAGAAUAUCGACAAGCAAAGUAACAAUUCUGGGGUAUGGCCUGUUGACUUCUGAUGCACAGACUUUAGUAGACACUUUGUACAGGCAGAACUUUAAGGUAGUUGUGGUCGAUGAAUCACACUAUAUGAAAUCCAGAAAUGCUACUCGCAGCAGGAUUUUGUUGCCGAUUGUUCAGAAAGCUCUUAGAGCUAUUCUUCUAACUGGAACUCCUGCUCUAGGAAGACCCGAAGAGCUUUUCAUGCAGAUUGAGGCACUGUUUCCAAGAAGAUUUGGAACUUGGAAUGAAUAUGCCAAGAAAUACUGCAAUGCUCGUGUCAGGUUUUUUGGUAAGAGAACUCACUGGGAUUGUAGAGGAGCUUCAAAUUUAGAAGAACUACAUGAACUUUUAAGUGAAAUAAUGAUCAGGAGAUUGAAGAAUGAUGUUCUGACUCAGUUGCCUCCCAAAGUUAGGCAGCGUAUUCCAUUUGACCUCCCACAAGCUGCAGCUAAGAAUUUGAAUGCCACUUUUGCAGAGUGGGAGAAAUUAAUGAGAAAUCUGAAUUCAGAUGCCACUGAAAGCCACUUUUCUCAAGUUAUGAAUCUAAUCACACGCAUGUAUAAAGAAACAGCCAUUGCCAAGGCAGGAGCAGUAAAGGACUAUAUCAAAAUGAUGCUUGAAAAUGACAAACUGAAGUUUCUGGUUUUUGCUCAUCACUUAAGCAUGCUUCAAGCCUGUACGGAGGCUGUUAUAGAAAAUAAGGUUCGCUACAUACGAAUAGAUGGAAGUGUUCCUUCCGCAGAAAGAGUACAUCUAGUUAAUCAGUUUCAGAAGGAUCCUGAUACCCGGGUUGCGAUUUUGAGUAUUCAGGCAGCUGGUCAGGGUUUAACUUUCACUGCUGCUACUCACGUUGUGUUUGCUGAACUAUAUUGGGAUCCAGGCCAUAUUAAGCAAGCAGAAGACCGAGCACACCGAAUUGGGCAGUGCAGUUCUGUGAAUAUUCACUUCCUUAUUGCGAAAGGAACGAUGGAUACUCUGAUGUGGGCAAUGCUGAAUCGCAAGGCCAAAGUUACAGGCAGUACCUUGAAUGGCAGGAAAGAGAAAAUGCAGGCUGAAGAAGGUGAUAAAGAGAAAUGGGAUUUUUUGAGUUUUGCUGAGACAUGGACCCCAAAUGAAAGUCUAGAAGAUUCAAAAAAUGAACUUUUAUUUACACACUUUGAAAAAGAAAGGCAGCAUGACAUACGUUCCUUCUUUUCCCCAAAAUCCUCCACUGAGAAGAAACGCAAAAUAUCUUGUGGUAAUGAAUCAUUACAUAAUGAUUCAGAAUCUUUUGAAAUCAUAAAGGAAGAGGAUGGAGACAUGAGCAAUGAGAACCUGAAUUGCACAAUAAUAAGUGAUGUGGAUACAAUUUGUCAUGACAGCACCUGUGAACGUGAAGCUAAAAGAGCAAGAAGCAUAAAUGGAUCUACUCCAGUCAGCUGCAGUAAGAAAAAGAAAAAAUCUUUGACUGGAAAAAAGCCCUCUUUGUUUUCUGAAGAAAACAAUAAAAUCCCUCCUUGCGGUUUUAAUACUUCAAGCAAAAGUACGGCUUUAAAUAAAGUUUGGCACUGUAGUGUUUGCACUUACAGUAACAAUGAAUUGCUCCCUUACUGUGAAAUGUGCAACUGCCCUCAAAGCAGUAAUGCUGGAAGAAAUGGUGAAGCUCCCAGUAGCCAGGCUGAGGAAGACGUGUCAGGGGACUCCAGAAGAAAUGAAGAGAGAGCAGCCUGCAGCGCUGAAGAGAGAAGAGAGGAGAUGGGGGGCACCCAGCGAUCUGUUGACAUCAGUGAACAGGAAAAUGUUGGAAUUGAAAAUGAAGAAGGUGAAAAAAAGCGUGGAGAAGGAGAUGCGGAUAAAUCAGACACAUUUCCAAUAUAUGAAGGGCUUCUGUUUUGCGCAAGCAGGAAUACUGAUAGAAUUCACCUCUAUACAAAGGAUGGUGAAGCACUGAAUCAUAACUUCGUUCCGCUGGACAUACAGCUGGAUAAUUGGGAGGAUCUACCAGAGGCUUUCCAGCACAAACAAAAUCGUUCAUCGAUCCUGCGCUUCGUGAAAGAAUGGAGCCGUCUGACAGCGAUGAAGCAGAAGAUUGUCAGAAAAAGCGGUCAGCUGUUCUGUAGUCCGAUCCAGGCUGCGGAGGAGCUGUCUAAAAAGCAGGCAGCGGGUAGCAGCACUAAAAGGUACGUGACUAAGGAGGACGUGGCAGCAGCCUCGCUGAGCAAAGCCAGCAGCAGUGGCGGCAGCGUGCGCCUCAUCUCAAAAGAUGGUGGGGUUUGUGUGAAGAGUGUCAGUGCUUCUGUUGAACAGCUGGGGCACCCCACAAAGUUGCUUUCAGAAAAUGGAAAAGACCAGUCGGUUCUUCCUUCCGACCAGAUGGAAGCAGAAGGCUCGUGCCAGUCCAAGGGCUAUUUGCAAGCCCUGGACAGCCAAGGGAACCCACUCUGUCUCAGCUGUCAACAGCCAACAGCUCGGCUUGACCCAGGCUGCCAGGCCCGUGCCUGGGAUACGCGAUUCUGCUCUCAUGCCUGCCAGGAGGACUUCUCCAUUCGCUCCAGUCAGAGCUACCUUAGGACUAAAGUGUUUGAAGUCGAACACGGGGUUUGCCAGUUCUGUCAUCAGAAUGCCCAGGAGCUUUAUCUCAGUAUCAGAGAUGCACCCAAGAGUCAGCGCAAGAAACUUCUGGAGAGUUCUUGGAUGUCUCACCUUCCACUUGGGCAGCUGAAUGAAAUGAUAACAAACCCGACGGAAGGCCAGUUCUGGCAGGUGGACCACAUCCAGCCCGUUUAUGAUGGAGGCGGCCAGUGCUCCCUGGAAAACCUUCAGACUCUGUGCACGCUCUGCCACAGAGAGAGAACUGCGAAGCAGGCCAAGGAGAGGAGCCAGGUGAAGAGGCGGUCGUUAGCGACAAAGUAUGGCUGUGAUAUCACCAAAUUUUUUGUGAAGAUGUAAAAUGCAAAAUAUACUCAGUUAUAAAGUAA